Molecule: messenger RNA, 2172 nt
Organism: Olea europaea var. sylvestris
Lineage: Eukaryota; Viridiplantae; Streptophyta; Magnoliopsida; Lamiales; Oleaceae
Product: putative lysine-specific demethylase JMJ16
Exons: 4
Biological process (GO): chromatin remodeling
Cellular component (GO): nucleus
Molecular function (GO): histone H3K4me/H3K4me2/H3K4me3 demethylase activity
Source: RefSeq, a predicted model, not a curated record
CCCUCUUCCUGUACUCAUUCCAAAUUCAUUAUCAUUCUACAGGUCACACAACUCUCCCCCUCCAUCCUAAGAUCUGAGGGAGUGCCAGUUUAUCGGUGUGUUCAGAAUCCUGGAGAGUUUGUUCUGACCUUCCCUCGAGCAUAUCAUGCCGGGUUUAAUUGUGGUUUCAAUUGUGCUGAAGCAGUUAAUGUCGCUCCUGUUGACUGGUUGCCCCAUGGGCAGAAUGCCAUUGAGCUCUAUUGUGAGCAAGGGAGAAAGACUUCCGUUUCACAUGAUAAGCUCUUGCUUGGUGCUGCUAGAGAAGCAGUAAAAGCAAAUUGGGAAUAUAAUUUACUGAGAAAAUAUACUUCAAAUAAUUUAAGAUGGAAGGAUGUUUGUGGAAAAGAUGGGAUCCUAUCAAAAGCACUCAAGGCUCGGGUUGAAAUGGAGCGGGUGCGGAGGGAAUUCCUAUGCAAAUCCUCACAGGCACUGAAGAUGGAGAAUUCUUUUGAUGCUCACAGUGAGAGAGAAUGCAGCAUAUGUCUAUUUGAUCUGCAUCUGUCUGCUGCAGGUUGUCACCAUUGUUCGCCAGAUAAAUAUGCUUGCCUGACCCAUGCAAAACAGUUGUGUUCAUGUUCCUGGAGUGCCAAAUUCUUUCUUUUCCGUUAUGACAUCAAUGAAUUGAACCUAUUGGUUGAAGCUUUAGAGGGAAAACUAAGUGCAGUAUAUCGAUGGGCAAGGCUAGAUCUUGGACUUGCCCUGAGUUCCUAUUUAUCAAAAGAUAAUACGCAAGUCCCUAGCUCAGUUGAUAAAUUAUCUCACACCCAUAACCUCGAAAGAUUGGCUCCUCAAGAAAUGAAUUCACAGGAAGCCACAGGAGGCAAAGAUAUUAUAGUCUUGAGCGAUGAUGAAGGAGAUGCACCCCCGUCUGAAACUUUCAAUGCAAAGGAGACUUCUGAAAAACAUACAGGUCAGAAGCCAUUUGGCCAUGGUGAUCUGACAAGUUUGAGAAAUUGUGUUAACGGACCAGCGACAAGUGCCAAUAAUAGCGUGGCUGAUAUGAGCAGAAGAAUGAAGUAUGGUUCUAGUUCAGAGUACAUAAAAGUUGAUCUUCAUGAAGAAGGUGAGAUGUUGGGUAGGCCCAAUCUGCCGAGCACUUCCUGUCAUGGAUCUUCUGUGACUGGUGCAGAUGUUAAUAGAGAUGUUAAGAGCAUUCCAUUGAAAAGAGAGACUGCUGAGCGUAGUAUGAUAGUUGUUUGCUGCUUGAGAGCACAAAGGUUUGCUGAUAAAAAGCCAAGUAACAAAGAUAGUCAUAAAGAGGAGUUGGAUGCUAAUUCGGGGUCAAUGGACAAUGUACAAAAUGUAUCAUGUAAACCAUUUGUCUCUCAGAAUAAUUUGGACAGGUGUUGUCACCAGAAGGGACCUCGUAUUGCAAAAGUAGUUAGGAGAAUCAAUUGCAAUGUAGAAGCUCUGGACUUUGGAGCUGUGCAUGCUGGAAAGUCAUGGUGCGACACUAGGGCUAUUUAUACGAAGGGAUUUAGGAGUCGAGUCAGGUACAUCAAUGCUCUAGAUCCAACAAUUAAGUGCUACUACGUCUCAGAAAUUCUGGAUGCUGGACGAGAUGGACCCUUAUUCAUGGUUUCUUUGGAGGAUAAUCCAAGUGAAGUAUUUAUUCAUGUCUCGGCUGCUAGAUGCUGGGAAUUGGUACGGGACAGAGUAAAUGAAGAGAUUACAAAGCAACAUAAGUUGGGUAGAAAAAAGCUUCCUCCUUUACAGCCUCCCGGGAGUGUUGAUGGCAUGGAAAUGUUUGGCUUUUCUUCACCCGCAAUUUUACAGGUAAAGCCCUUUGAACUAGUUUAAUUGUAUAUUUGUAUCUUCGGAGGGGACUGGUUGGCUAAUUUUGGACAAAAUACCCUCUAAUUUCAUGAAGCGCCAUUUUUGGUUCCCUGGUGCAUUUCUCUGUAUUUAUCUUCACUUCUUCGUUAUCAAAUUAGCUUGUGAAUCAAGAAUGGGAAUUCUGCAUCAGCGAAACAUUGAUCGUGUAUGCUUUGAAAAACAAUGCAUACACAACACAGGAGGAGUAAUUUUUCUAAACACGGCCUAAAUAGUAAUAACCUAGUCGCAGCGGCAACAAAUUUGGAUCCAAAUCCACAGUAAGCUCACAAUUAAAUUCUUGACUCUCUUAGAAUCAAC